This is a messenger RNA of Pelmatolapia mariae (spotted tilapia), 435 nucleotides long. RefSeq names its product placenta-specific gene 8 protein-like. Lineage: Eukaryota; Metazoa; Chordata; Actinopteri; Cichliformes; Cichlidae. Bases 1 to 435 code for a protein of 144 amino acids. The transcript has 4 exons. The record is from RefSeq and is a predicted model, not a curated record.
AUGUGCAAUCAGGCUAAGCUAGACAGACAAAGCAUGAAUUUCGACAACCAGUCCAACACCCAGGUGGUAGUCACCACCACUGCAAUGAGUCAAAAGGCUGGGGAGUGGAGCACGGGCAUCUGUGACUGCUGCUCUGAUAUGAACACCUGUUGCUUCGGAUAUUGGUGUUUCCCCUGCAUGCAGUGUCAGACGGCCAGUAAACAUGGAUGGUGCUGCGCAAUGCCACUCCUGGACUUUUGCUGUGUGGUGUCCUGCUUACUUCGCAAUUCUGUCAGAGAGCGCUACAACAUCCCUGGCUCGUGCUGUGAUGACUGCUGCAAAAUAUUUUGGUGUUAUCACUGUGUCUGGUGCCAGAUGAAUCGUGAGCUGAAGAUCAGGGAAAACCAGCACCCUCCCACCUCGACGGUGGUCACCACGCAGGUCGUCCGUGGAUAA